UCGCUGUUUUCUGCCUCCAAAUGAAGCGCGGCACUUGUGGCAGCCAGGCCGAAAUGGCAACGCAUUCCUUUGACCUGGCUAAACGAUCAGAGUUACUGCAGUUGUUGACCAGCAAAAGUAAAGAAGAAUGCAACGACAUCCUGGCCAAUACCAACCGAAGUGACACUCUGGAAACCCCUUUGCACUUUUCGCAGCUGGUUAAAAGCGUCUGUGAAGACAAUUUGUACGAAAUUUACGACAAAGUCACGAAGGACAAAGUGAAAACGUGCUUGGGAAGAGAAAAUGGAAAUAAUAAAGAGGUGUCCGAGGAGGAGAUUGAGCAGACAUUGCACUCGCUUCGGCUGAUAUCGUCUCUCUACAUCAGAAAAACGCGACGAGUGGAGCAAAUUGUCGGUUCAGGUGUGAAGAGAGAAGAUUUGGAAAGGCUGAAUGAUCUCGAAAUCGCAACUUGCGUGGAUGGAGAAGUCUCUUUCCCGCACGAGGCGUUUGCUGAAUUCCUUACCGCCCAGAAAUUUAUAAAAGACCUUCAGGAGUGUGGCACUUCCAGUUUGAUUCUGUUUGACAGUGAAUCCAUUAAACUUCCGUACAUGCGCAUAUUCAGUAAUCCGUGUGACGAUGAUGAAUUUUCAGAAUGCAGGAAGUUUGUGGAUUUAUACUUUUCCACCAAAGAAGGUCAGAAGAAUGAAGAUCUUCUGUUUAGAAUGGCUGAAAAUACGUCGCCUUUUGUGUUUUUGACUCGUGUGUGUAGAGAUAAUUUAAUUAAUAUCUUCACGCUUAUCAAACCACACAUUUCUUUCAGACAAAAUGAAAACAAACGGUUUCAUUUGAAAAUCGGUCCCCGUCUUUUUAUCAGUGCAAUAGAAAAUGAACAAAUCGCGAUUGAAUUAUUAGAAUUGGGUUCUGUGAGUAUUAAUUUAAAAAACAUUUGGCCUGAAUUGCUUUACACAAUAAUAGAAUACGAUGCGGUUGAGGUUUUUAAGUCACUGAGAAAAAGAUUUACAGCCGAAUUAAAUCGUUUGGUUCUUGAUUCAAUAGAAAAAGCGUUGAAAUUAACUGCUAAAAUUGGACAUGAUAAACUUCUCGCUUUGUUCCUUGAGACCUAUUGUGACGCUUGUAAAAAUUGGCACGUCAAUUGCUCUCGUGGUCUCCGGAAAUGCUACGACCCUUUGAUUACUGCUGCGAAAUAUGGGCAUUUGGACCUGGUCAAAUUCCUCUUGGAAGAAAAAAUCAGUGGAAUCUCACGCGACCCAGACACAUUUGAGGCAAUGGGCAUGAAAAAAAGCAGAUGGAAUUCUUUUCACUUUGCCGUUGCAAAAGGACACAAGGAGGUUGCUGAAUUCUUGCUAUCGAAGAACAUCAAUUUAAAGAGAAUUGAAACAAGGGACGGAAAAAGCCCGCUCCAGUUGGCAGCUCUUACAAAGAAACUUGAUAUUUGUCGAUGGCUGGUGCAAGAAGGAGUUGAGUUGGAAACGUUACUCGGGAAGCAGAAGAUCCGCGAAUAUUUGGUUUGUAAAGAUUACUUCCUCAUGCUGCAGAGUGACGUCAAGAAAAAGGACGAAAGCGGAAAAACGGCUCUCCACUGCGCCGCCGAAUACGGGCACUUGGAUUUGGUCCGCGAGUUAAUCGAUUUGGGCGCGGAAAUUGAAGCCACUGACCACAACGGAUGGAAUGCGGCACACUUUGCUGGCAAAGGAUUCUUAAAAUGCGACAUAAUUGAUCAUGAGUAUAUGAAUAUCUUUGAAUUGCUGCACGAGAGCAGUAGUAAAUUGGCAUGCCAAAAAACAAACGAUGGACGGACAGUCUUGCAUAUCCUGUCAAACAAUUACCAAAGAUUUGAUUACAUCAGAGACCACAAACUGGUUCGUUUCCUUUUCCUGGUCGAAUAUGCUGGAGUUGAUGGAAAACUGAACUUGGCUGCGAAAAAAGGAGACGUGGCGCUGGUGCAGCAGUUGAUCGAGUCGGGCGCCGACCUCAAUGCCGCUGAUCAUAAGGGAAAAACCGCUCUCAUGCGUGCUUCCAAAUUAAACAAAUCGGAUGUCGUCGCAUUUCUUUUGGAACGAAACGCUGACCUCAAGAGAAAGGACGAAAAAGGAAGAAACGCGGUUCACCACGCUUUGCCUAAUUUAGAAAUAGCCAAAAUGCUUCACAGAAAAGACGAGAGUUUAGUCAGAGAAGUGACCAAGAGCGGAAACACGUCGCUGCACCUUGCAGUAAAUACCGGAUCAAUGGAUGUGAUUCACUGGCUCGUGAUUGAUAUCGAAAUAGACGUGAACGCCGCUAGUAAUUGUGGAAGCACCGCGCUGUUUCAUGCUUGCUCGAGAAAUUUCCAAGAGGCGGUCGAGUUUCUGCUCAAAAUGAACACUGACGUCAACAAGGUGGACAAAUGGGGCUACACUGCCCUUUUUUGGGCGGUUUACGAAAAAAAUUUUGAUCUUAUUCAAAUGCUAUUUGAAAAAGGUGCCAAAGUGACCAGGUGCAAAAAUUUGCUUCGGUACGCUUUGUAUGAUUUAAACAUGGUCAGAUUCUUCCACGAAAGAAACCCCGACUCGAUGAAAGACAAGAUAGGUAACACUUUGCUCCACAUUGCUGCGACAUGCUAUUUUCCCCAAUGUCCGUUUGAUGUGCUGCGGUGGCUGGUCGAGGACGGACAAUUCGACUUGGAGGCCCGCAACAAUGACGGAGAAACACCGCUUUUGGCAGCUUGCAAGGAGGGAAGGUGGGAGGUUGUCGACUUUCUGCUCAACAAAAACGCCGACGCUACUCGAAAAGACAAUGAAGGCAAGUCUGCUUUGGACUACGCACCAUUUUUAAUGAUAUAAAAGCACUUCACUUUCGGGUAACGGGCAUAAUUGUAGAUUUUUUCGGUUU
Messenger RNA from Cloeon dipterum, 2868 nucleotides. RefSeq names its product putative ankyrin repeat protein RF_0381. Gene Ontology annotation, molecular function: protein binding. NCBI's taxonomy places the organism in Eukaryota, Metazoa, Arthropoda, Insecta, Ephemeroptera, Baetidae. The record is from RefSeq and is a predicted model, not a curated record. Gene Ontology annotation, biological process: protein localization to ciliary inversin compartment. The coding region runs from base 21 to 2819 and encodes 932 amino acids. The transcript has 2 exons. Gene Ontology annotation, cellular component: ciliary inversin compartment.